AUGGGCAUCCAGCAACACCGUCGCUGGGAGGUGGCGCCGCCAGAUUCCGACGACCGGAGACUCCAACCGGGAAACCCAACGACGCCAUGGAACUCUAGGCUGCGGCAGCUAUCAAAGCAACGCCAAUACACAGAAGCACUCACACUGUACCGCAACAUGCUUCGCUCCUUCUUCUUCCCCAACACCUUCACCUUCCCUUUCCUCCUCAAAUCCUGUGCCCUCCUCUUCCUUCCUCUCACUGGGUCCCAGCUCCAUGCCCACGUCAUCCGAACCGGGUGCCAACCCGACCCGUAUAUCCGCACCUCCCUCAUAUCAAUGUAUUGUAAGUGCUCACUCCUUCACCUUGCACGCAAAGUGUUCGACGAAAAUCCCCCCUGGAAAAACCUGACCAUUUGUUACAAUGCUUUGAUUUCUGGGUACUCCUUCAACUCCAAGGUCGUUGACGCCGUUUCGUUGUUCCGCCGAAUGCGGAGAGAGGAGGGGUUGGCUGUUAACUCCGUCACCAUGUUGGGUUUGGUUUCUGGGUGUACGGUCCCUACCCAUUUGAGCAUUGGUAUUUGCCUUCAUGGUUGUGGCGUUAAGUUUGGGUUUUGUGAUGAUUUGUCUGUUGCGAAUAGUUUGGUCACCAUGUAUGUUAAAUGUGGAGAGGUUGAACGUGCGCGCCAACUGUUUGAUGAUAUGCCCGUGAAGGAUUUGAUUACGUGGAAUGCUAUGGUUUCUGGGUAUGCGCAAAAUGGGCAUGCUAGACAUGUUUUGGAGCUUUAUAAUAACAUGAAGUUGACUGGGAUAAGUCCUGACCCUGUUACCCUUCUUGGGGUUCUGUCAUCUUGUGCAAACCUUGGUGCACAGAGCAUUGGUCGUGAGGUGGAACGGCAGAUAGAGCGCUGUGGGUUUUGUUCCAAUCCGUUUUUAACGAAUGCCCUUAUCAAUAUGUAUGCUAGGAGUGGUAAUUUGGUGCGGGCUCGUGCCAUUUUUGAUUGCAUGGUUGACAAGAGUGUUGUUUCAUGGACAGCUAUAAUUGGUGGAUAUGGAAUCCAUGGACACGGAGAAAUUGCAGUGGAUCUUUUUGAUGAGAUGGUUAAGUCAGGCAUCAGGCCGGAUGAAACGGUUUUUGUGACUGUUCUUUCUGCAUGUAGCCAUGCAGGAUUGACUGAUAAGGGAUUGGAAUAUUUUGAUGACAUGGAGAUGAAGUAUGGUUUGCAGCGUGGUCCAGAGCACUACUCUUGCUUGGUGGAUCUUUUAGGCCGGGCAGGUAGAUUGAAGGAAGCUAUGGAUCUCAUAAAGUCCAUUAAGGUAAAACCUGAUGGUGCUGUUUGGGGAGCCCUUCUAGGUUCUUGCAAGAUACAUAAAAAUGUAGAGCUGGCAGAGUUGGCCUUUGAUCAUAUCAUUGAGCUUGAACCCACAAAUAUAGGUUACUAUGUUUUGUUAUCAAAUAUAUACUCCGAUGCUAAAAACUUAAAGGGGGUUUUAAAAGUUCGUGUCAUGAUGAGGGAGCGAAAACUUAAAAAGGAUCCAGGAUGCAGCUAUGUAGAAUAUAAAGGAAAAGUGCACCUUUUUUACUCGGGGGAUAGAAGUCAUCCCCAAAUAAAGGAAAUAUAUAGAAUGUUAGAUGAAUUGGAAAAUCUUCUGAAGGAGAUUCAUCAACCAGAUAAGAAAUAUCAAGGAAAGAGUGAAGAAAUCUUAAUUGGUACUGGGGUGCACAGUGAAAAAUUGGCAAUUGCAUUUGGUCUAUUAAACACUAGGUCUGGAACAGAGAUUACUGUCAUGAAAAACCUGAGAGUGUGUGAGGAUUGUCAUUUAUUUAUUAAGUUGGUUAGCAAGAUUGUCAAUAGACAAUUUAUUGUUAGAGAUGCCACUCGCUUUCACCAUUUCAGAGAUGGAAUCUGUACUUGCAAGGACUACUGGUAAAACCAAUACAGCACUAUUUCUGAAACUUUGGCUUUCGAUAGAGCACAAUGAUGUCCAUCCCACCUAGUUGAUUGUUGGUAUUGGUGAGUGAGGAGGACUGAGAAGAAUGCAUCCCUGUUGGGAAAUUCUGGAAAAUAUGCAUGACACAGUCCUUUAGAAAAAAUGAAAAAGAAGAAAAAGAAAGAACUUUGAAUUCUCUCAACACGGGAAAGGAAGAGUGGGACCAUGACACGGGAUAUGCAAUUUUUACUGAAAGGUAUAAGGCAUCCAUCAUCUGCUGACACUAACAGAAGAUAAAGAAGAAAGCUAGCUACCUGGCAAAGUACAAUCAAUGCUGUGUCUGGCAUCCAUCAGUUUUGUGCAAUUUUUUGUGGAAUUCUGGAAGAUAGAAUUCAUUCGGAUUUAAAAGCUAUUUUAAUUAUUUACUCCCGAUCCACAUCUUUCUUUUAGAAGUAUACUCCAAAGGAAAGGGUGACCAACCUUUCUACCCUUCCCUCCACAAAUACCUCCUAUCCCUUGCCAGUUGCCCAAUUAAUGUUGAAAAUAGAAAAUUCAAAAGAUGUUUUCCAGCAUGUUUAUAGAUGAGACUUCAGGCUUCUGACUAUCAAGUAUCAACACUAUCGUGGUACAACACAACAAAUAAUCGGUUUUAAUAAGAAGCUUGCUUUUGAUAGUUCUGUCUUGUCAAUCUGCAAUGACUUAAUUGUUUCUUACCCGUUUUAUGCCCUCUUAUUUCUACUUAACCUCAGAGGCGGAUGUAGAAGAUAGGAACCAAAAAGUAUUGCCAGGUUUAUGGUUGGAGAUCAAAUAGUUCUUAGAGUAAUGAAGGACAAAUUGUCAGUGCAGGGGAUACUUUUGUUGUACAGUACUUACCAUACCAAUUUCG
This is a messenger RNA of Gastrolobium bilobum, 2794 nucleotides long. Its product is annotated as putative pentatricopeptide repeat-containing protein At3g11460, mitochondrial. Gene Ontology annotation, molecular function: RNA binding; protein binding; zinc ion binding. Bases 1 to 1908 code for a protein of 635 amino acids. The record is from RefSeq and is a predicted model, not a curated record. Gene Ontology annotation, biological process: RNA modification. NCBI's taxonomy places the organism in Eukaryota, Viridiplantae, Streptophyta, Magnoliopsida, Fabales, Fabaceae. The transcript has a single exon.